Messenger RNA from Ciona intestinalis (vase tunicate), 2830 nucleotides. Its product is annotated as protein C-mannosyl-transferase DPY19L1. Gene Ontology annotation, molecular function: mannosyltransferase activity. Gene Ontology annotation, cellular component: nuclear inner membrane. The record is from RefSeq and is a predicted model, not a curated record. Lineage: Eukaryota; Metazoa; Chordata; Ascidiacea; Phlebobranchia; Cionidae.
AGGUUUAAUAUUUUAAGUGUUAGUAAACAUGGUUCGAAAACAAGCAGGUAAACCUGCAGUAGUUGGCUCUAAUGGCGACUCUGUUAAAAAAAACAGCAAACGACAGCCAAGAAAAGAAACUGCAUCCCCUGUGCCAACUGCAUCUGGGAAGAGCUUCCUAAACAAUUGGGUUAUUGUUGCUUUCCUAUUGGCUGGUUUUUGUGGGUGGCUUCACGGACUUCAUAUUUGGGCCAUGUUUGAAAAUGAUCGACAUUUCUCACACUUGUCUUCAUUAGAACGAGACCUAACUUUUCGAACUGAGAUGGGUCUCUACUACUCUUAUUAUAAAACCAUGAUUGAGGCACCAUCAGCCUUCAACGGUAUGCAGCAGAUUGUGUAUGACAACAUUACUGAGUAUCCAAGCACCAUUAAUGUAUUGAAGAGGUUCAACUUGUACCCAGAACUGAUCAUAGGCACAGUGUACAGAGCUUUUGAUUCAUUCACAAAAGCUUGCAAAAUAAAAACAAUGACAUGUUGGAAGAUUAACAGAGGAGAUUUGCCACCCAUUAACAGCUGUGAAGGAAUUGGAGACCCACAUUAUUUCUAUGUGAACUGCAUUUAUGCGAUCAAUAGUGUUAUGAUGUCCCUUGUAUUUUUGUAUGGCUGGUACAUAUCGGGAAAUUCAUUAUGGGGAGGUAUUAUUUGUGUCGCAUUUUAUUUCUUCAACCAUGGAGAAGCAACCAGGGUUAUGUGGACUCCUCCUUUGAGAGAAAGUUAUUCUUUCCCGUUCCUUAUUCUGGAGCUGCUUCUGGUCACAUACAUGAUCAAAUGCCAAAAGCCAGAUUAUUAUAAACACAUGAGUGCAAUUUGCGCUGCAGCUUUUUUCUUCAUGUUACCUUGGCAGUUUGCCCAAUUUGCCCUGCUUACACAAAGUGCUUGCGUGUUUGCUCUUUACAUGCUUGAGUUCAUUGGAUCAUGGAAGAUCAUGAUUCUGAUUCAUGCUCAAAUAAUUGCUCUGCUGGCCAACUUCGUAUUUCAGUUUGGAAACGAGAUGCUUCUAACCUCAUUCUAUGCCUCUAGUCUUAUUGCUAUCUAUGCAAUUGUUAAGUUUGAAAGAAAAAUAGAUGGUGCAGUAAAGAAUUUAAUUCUAAGAUGCUUAGUGAAGGGCUUUGCUUGGUUGAUUGGAACUUUUGGAUUGAAGAAAGUGAUUGCUACUGCACUCAUGACAGCUGACGAUGCCCAUAUUUGGGAAAUUCUCAAGUCAAAAUUUUCUGACUUCAACAACUUUCACACAAUGCUUUACACCUGUGCUAAGGAGUUUGAUUUUUUGGAGAUUGAAACUGUGAUAAAGUUGUGCAAGACAUUAUUGAUACCAACCAUGUUCGUGGUCACUGGAACUCUUGCUUUCAAAUGCUUGAAGUAUGAAUAUGAACAAUACAAGGAGAAAAAGGAAGCAGAAGGAAGUGAAGAAACGACAGAGGUUCCUGAAUUGGAUGAAGAAGCCAUCGCACAUAGAAGCAAACCAAUGGCAGACCUUGUGUACACUGUGUUACAGAUGAUUGCAUUCACUUGUAUGACCAUACUUAUCAUGAGACUUAAACUCUUUAUGACCCCCAUGAUGGCUAUAACUUCAGCACUCUUAGCUAACAGGCAACUGUUUAGUUUUGUUGGCUCCCGCCAGCGCCAUUCAGCCAUGAUAUGUGUUGUUAUUGCAAUGGCAUGCGUGGUUGGCAUUGGAAAUCUAACCCACCAAUGGAAUAUAAUUGGAGAGUUUGAAAACUGGCCACAUGAACAGUUACUCAAUUUCAUCAAUGAGAAUUUACCAAAAACUGCCGUCUUUGCUGGAGCCAUGCCCACUAUGGCAAGCAUAAAGCUCUCAUGCUUGCGACCGAUUGUAAAUCACCCUCACUAUGAAGAUGCAGGUCUUCGUGAAAGAACCAUGAAAGUCUACUCCAUGUACAGCAGAAGAACAUUGGAGCAAGUCCGAGACACAGUAGAGGCAAUGGGAGUUGACUACUAUGUCUUGGAGGACUCAUGGUGUGUCCGGAAGACCAGAGAUGGGUGUCAGAUGCCAGAGAUAUGGGAUAUUGAAGAACCAGAAAAUAUGGGUAAAAGGCCAGCAUGUGCUGUUGCCCGCGCUAAUCCAAAACCUUGGUUUGAAGUUGUGUACAAGAACGAUGUCUACACUGUUCUUAAAGUGAAGAAGAAAAACAAGCGUAAAACAAACUAAACACCUCUGUUCAUUCGAAAUACAUAAGUUUUAAUGCAAUUAGGGCAAGAGGACUAAAAACACAAGUUUUAUUUUUUAUUCAUAAUUCAAAACACCAAUGUUGCUAAAAGUAGGAGAUUUCAACCAUACUAGCAUCUGAAUCAUUGUGGACCAAAAACUGCCUUCUGUAUGUAAUUAUGAGUUCUGCCUGUAUGUUGCAAUGUGCAGUAUUCUUGGAAAAAAGUGCCUUUGUUUUUGCACAGUAUUUUACACAUUAAUAUGCUUACACUUAUGUUCACCUUAAAUUGUUCUGCAAUUCAAAAAAAGUGAAAGCUUUCUGCUAACCUAACUGCCUGCCAUUGCUUUGUGAGAUUAUUUAGUUAAAGUAUUUGUAGAUACAUGUUACUGUUGGUGUUUUGUUUAUUUUCGAUUCGUUUUAGUUAUUUAAUGUAUUUGCUUUGUUUCUGAAGACAAAAUUCAGCCUCUUGUGAAAAUGCCUAACAGUAGUAACUAAUACGUUUCUAAACCCGCAUUUUGUUAUCUUGCAUACUAAGUGAAGCUUCUCAUUUGUUUCUGUCAUAGGCUGGGUGUCAUCACUGUUUAGUGUUGGUGGCGCUUUGCAAUAAACAAACAUUACCUUGA